This is a messenger RNA of Aureobasidium pullulans EXF-150, 1368 nucleotides long. Its product is annotated as FAD dependent oxidoreductase. The transcript is spliced from 2 exons. Gene Ontology annotation, molecular function: oxidoreductase activity. NCBI's taxonomy places the organism in Eukaryota, Fungi, Ascomycota, Dothideomycetes, Dothideales, Saccotheciaceae. The record is from RefSeq and is a predicted model, not a curated record. Gene Ontology annotation, cellular component: cytoplasm. The annotation marks the transcript as partial.
AGCAUGUCAAGACCAGCCGAUCUUCCUUCCCAAAACUCUUCAGCCUCGUUCUGGCACACAGAGCCCUCCGCCGAACUACUUGGUUACCGCACUACUGAAGGUUUGCCUCGGGAAGCAGAUGUCGUAGUCGUAGGGAGUGGAAUCAGUGGAGCUAGUGUUGCAUACCAUUUACUUGAAGAACUGGAAGGCUCAAACGGGGAGGAAAAGAACGUGCUUGUUCUGGAGGCUAGAGAGGUCUGCUGGGGUGCUACUGGAAGAAAUGGCGGACACUGCCUUCCAAUGUUCUACGAACACCCUCACGAUCCCUCGAUUUCCAAUUUUGAAUAUGCCAACUUCCUCGCUCUCUCGAAUCUGAUUUCCAACCGUAAUAUUCCCUGCGAAUGGAACACCCAACCUGGUGUCCGAGGGCUUUACUCUUCCGAAGAAGUGACCCUUGCUCACCACGCCGUCGAUGCAUUGAACCAAAACAAUCCGACUCUGGGCAAGAUGGUCAGAGUGGUCGACUCUCCCGAUGGAUUGGAGAAACUAGGACUUUCCGUUCCAGCAGCCAAAGGCGCGGUAGUCACGGAUGUGGCGGCGAGACUAUGGCCCUACAAGCUUAUCGCUGCCAUCUGGGAAUCUCUGAUUUUGAGUUCAUCGCUGAACCUGCAGACACAUACACCGGUAACAUCACUGCAACCAUCCUCAUCUGGAGACUGGGAUGUAGAAACACCAAGAGGAGUAGUGUCGACUAAGAAAGUAGUGUUGGCCACCAACGCCUACACAUCCCAUCUCGUUCCUGAGAUGGCCGAUCUGAUCGUCCCCUGUCGAGGCCAAAUGUCUGCUCUCAUCCCUGGGAAAGCAUAUUCAGGGGAUAGCAGAACUACAACCAGUUUCGCCUUCAUUGGUCCCAAGAUGGAUGACUAUCUCGUUCAGCGCCCUGACGAGUAUGGAGCCCACCUUAUGUUCGGCGGAGGCAGAAGUUUUGGUCCUAGUCUGGGUGUCUGUGAUGACGGAGAGGUGGAUGAGAAGGUGGCUUCCUAUCUCCGUACAUCUGUUCCUCAGCUCUUGAUACCUGGCGAAGGAGAGAAACAGGGGGAAUUGGAAGCCACACAUGAGUGGACGGGCAUCAUGGGCUUUUCACGCGACAACCUCCCAUGGGUCGGUCCUGUCCCAGAAAAGGAAGGUGUCUUUGUUGUUGCUGGAUACACGGGCCAUGGCAUGCCUAAUGCUUGGUUGUGCGGGAAGAGUUUGGCUACAAUGGUGUCAGGAGAAGACAUCGGGACGGCAAUCGAGAAGGCUGUCGAGGGAGGGUUGCCUACAGCGUAUCUGUUGAACAAAGACAGGAUCGAAAAGGCUAGGAAGUUGGACACGGUAGAAGUGCAGGAC